Molecule: messenger RNA, 1110 nt
Organism: Plenodomus lingam JN3
Lineage: Eukaryota; Fungi; Ascomycota; Dothideomycetes; Pleosporales; Leptosphaeriaceae
Source: RefSeq, a predicted model, not a curated record
AUGUUCUUCCAGCUACUCUACAUUCACCUUUUCCGCCCGUUUCUCAAGUACAACCCCAACAAUUCCCCUCUCCCGUCACAUGUCUCCCCUCGAAAGCUCUGUACACAAGCAGCGGCAAUGAUCUCAAAGCUUCUUCGACUCUACAAACGAUCACAUGGCCUGAGACAAAUAUGUAAUAUUUGCGUAUAUAUCGCGCACUCGGCCUGUACUAUACAUCUUCUCAAUCUCCCAGAAAAGAAUGCUAAACGCGACAUCAUCCACGGUGUCAAACAUCUCGAGGAAAUUGCGGAAGGCUGGCUUUGCGCUAGAAGGACUCUUGGCAUCUUGAGCGUCCUUGCGAAAAGAUGGAAUGUCGAGCUACCAGAAGAAGCUGCUGCAGUACUACUUCGCACCGAUCAAAAGUUUGGUCCGUGGAAUGAAAUUACUACACCAAAGGCCAACCGGGAGGCUGCGCCUCUAUUGGAUCAGCAAGCGUCUCCAACAGAUCAUGCUUCGCCAUCACUUCAACCCUAUAGCAUGAACUUGGCCAACAUGACAUCACCUCAGUUUUUCAGUCAAUCAGGUCCGAAUAGCGGGGCCUCUCUGGGCACUGACUCUUUUACACGCUCUUGCGAUACCCACUCUUUGCCUCCUUCUGACGAAAACGCACUCGCAUACCGGCGGUCCCAGCAUCACUCUGCAACACCACAGACUUCUGCCAUGACUCCAGCUACCCCAGCUUCCACGCAUGGCCGCCAGUCAGUGGAUGGGGGUACGACUGCAGGGAAUUCCCCCAGUCAGCUGUUUGGUGGCGUCGACCAGUUACUCAGAGAAGGCCAAGACUGGAUAUACCGUGAUCAGACACAACUAGCUUCUGGCUUCGAGAACUGGAACCCCCAGAGCAUCGACGAUAUCGCGUCAUGGUCCACCAGCACUGCCUCACUAGCAAAUAGGUACCCGGUCUCCGGUAAUUCCGUGGAUGUGAAUGGCGGCGGGCCUGUUGGCGGUAGUUUGGACGGGUUUCCAGCCAUGAGCGGAAACCUAAACCUGAACGGUGUCAGCGGCAUUAACGGAAUGGGAAUUCCGCCAGGCUUUCCUUAUGACGAGCGAACGUGGUACGAGUAUCAAUGA